Messenger RNA from Trypanosoma theileri, 945 nucleotides. RefSeq lists its product as uncharacterized. Bases 1 to 945 code for a protein of 314 amino acids. The record is from RefSeq and is a predicted model, not a curated record. The transcript has a single exon. Gene Ontology annotation, cellular component: Golgi apparatus. Gene Ontology annotation, molecular function: antiporter activity; nucleotide-sugar transmembrane transporter activity. NCBI's taxonomy places the organism in Eukaryota, Euglenozoa, Kinetoplastea, Trypanosomatida, Trypanosomatidae.
AUGCGGACAAUCAAUGCUGAGGGGAAUUUGCUACCGCAGGAAGUUACAUUGUACGGUAGUUUGCUCCUGAAUAUCAUUAGUAGUGUUGGUGUUAUUAUUAUCAACAAGAGGCUUGUCUAUAUGGAGGCUGGAUUUCGAUUUGGUACUUUACUUACCAUUAUUCAUUUUAUUGUUUCAUUUUUGGGAUGUCUUUUUUUCGCAAAAAUCAAUUGCUUUGAAAUCAAACCUCUUAAUAUUUCAAAGGUGAUUCCUAUUAGUUUGGCGUUUUGUGGCUAUGUAGUGUUUAACAAUUUAUCUCUCCUUAGUAAUACUGUAAGUGUGUAUCAGACAUCAAAAAUCAUGUGUACUCCUGUUAUUGUAUGGAUUGAGUAUACGUAUUAUCAUAAACGUGAGAAUAUAGGGACAUUACUAUCUCUAGUACCUAUAUGUAUUGGUGUAGGGUUUACAGUUUACUCUGAUACCAAUUUAAAUUUUUCAGGAACUAUUUGGGCAAUUUUAGCCAUCAUUUCAAAUUCUCUUUAUACUAUAUGGGGAAAAACAAAACAAAAUGAAUUAGGGGUUACACCUAUGCAACUUCUUCUUUAUCAAGCCCCUAUUAGUGCAGUUAUGUUGUUAUUUGUACUUCCUUUAGAUGGUAUAGGAGAACUAAUAGCAUACAAAGUUACUUUCACUACUAUUUGGACUGUUGCACUAUCUUGUGUAUUUGCAUUUGGAGUAAAUUUUUCUUUUUUCUUAUUUGUCGGGCAAACAUCACCCCUUUCCAUGAAUGUUGUGGGAUAUUUAAAGACGGCUUUGGUUUUUGUGGGUGGAUUUAUCUUUGUAAGCUCAGAGGCAACUUUGAAAACUAUCUUUGGAGUUUUAUUAACUCUUACGGGUCUUGCAUUUUACACAUACUCAAAAAUGGCAACUCAACGUUUUCCUUCUGUAACAAAAGAAGCAGUCUAA